AUGUCCAGCCGGCCAAUCACAAUCAUAUCGAGUAAAACAGAACAAGGGGGAAACUACUAUGGCAUGAACCUCCACAACCGCAGAGUGUCUGAGUGUACGGAUUCUGACUCAGCUCUGUUUGGAGAGUCUGGCCUUGGCUCCACUGUGGAUCUUAUCAGCAGCUGUUCUCAGACACAAUGUAGUGGAAACCGUUGUCCUGCCUGCAAAACCUGGCUCCCGAAAGUCCAAGUACUGACUGAGGAUCCCAGAGAAGGGAGAGAGAGAACGAAAUCAGUCUUCAUCAGUGUGUUGAAGAUCCCACUCCUCUUGUUCCUCCUCUACUGCUUCGUUUGUUCCUUGGACACCUUGAGCUCUGCUUUUCAGCUAGCUGGGGGUAAGGUGGCUGGGAAUAUCUUCCAGGACAACGCGAUCCUGUCGAACCCAGUGGCCGGCUUGGUGGUCGGCAUUCUGGUCACAGUACUGGUGCAGAGCUCGAGCACCUCCACUUCCAUCAUCGUCAGCCUCGUCUCAUCCGGCUUGUUGGAAGUGAAGUCUGCCGUCCCUAUAAUAAUGGGCUCGAACAUUGGCACAUCCGUCACAAACACCAUUGUUGCUCUGAUGCAGGCUGGGGAGAGGAGUGAAUUUAAACGGGCGUUUGCAGGAGCAACAAUCCACGACUGCUUUAACUGGCUCUCGGUGCUGGUGUUGUUGCCCCUAGAGGUAGCUACAGGUUUACUCAGCUAUCUGGCCCAAGCCACUGUUUCCAGCUUCCACAUGCAGAGUGGAGAGGAAGCCCCGGAGCUCCUCAAGGUCAUCACUGAUCCUGUCACUAAACUCAUCAUACAGUUGGAUAAAUCUGUAAUAACUGGCAUCGCAAUGGGAGAUGAGAGCAUGAGGAACCGCAGUCUGGUCAAAGUGUGGUGCAGCAGCAUGCCAACAGUGAAUGUGACAGUGAGUGCUCCUCAGAAUUGUUCCUCAGUGUUGCACUGUGGGAAGGAUGGUGAUCUCAUCGCACAGGUUAAUGCCGAGAGGUGUUGGCACAUGUUUGCCAAGACUGACUUGUCUGAUCUUUCUGUGGGUCUGAUUCUCCUGGCUGGAUCUCUCGUGGUGCUCUGUUCCUGCCUUAUCUUCAUUGUCAAGGUCCUCAACUCAGUCCUAAAUGGUCAAGUGGCACGAGUCAUUCAAAUGGUCAUUAACACAGAUUUCCCAGACCCAUUUGGCUGGCUGGCAGGAUACGUGGCCAUGAUUGUCGGGGCAGGAAUGACUUUCCUGGUCCAGAGUAGUUCAGUCUUCACCUCCGCCAUGACACCACUCAUUGGGCUUGGAGUGAUCAGUCUGGAGAGGGCAUACCCUUUGACUCUGGGCUCCAAUAUUGGCACAACUACUACUGCUAUUCUUGCUGCGCUGGCAAGCCCUGGAGACAAGCUGUCUGCUGCCUGUCAGAUUGCGCUGUGCCAUUUCUUCUUUAAUGUGUUUGGAAUCAUUCUGUGGUACCCGCUGCCCUUCAGCCGUCUCCCCAUUCGCAUGGCGAGGGCAUUGGGUGAGCGCACAGCUAAGUACCGGUGGUUCGCUGUGCUCUACCUCCUGCUCUGCUUCCUGCUACUCCCUGCACUUGUCUUCGGUCUCUCUCUGGCUGGCUGGCAUGCUAUGCUAGGUGUGGGAGCGCCAUUUGCUGGGGUCGCCACCUUCAUCAUCCUGGUAAACCUUCUGCAGUCACAUAGCCCCACCCACCUUCCCCGAUGCCUUCGGAACUGGGACUUCCUGCCUCUAUGGAUGCACUCACUCAAACCCAUGGACAAACUCAUUACCAAAGCCACAGUUCUCUGUCGCAAGUCCACCAAAUCCAGCGCUGCCAGUCUUGAUCCUGAAACUGCCACCAUUCCUGAUACUGCUAGCAUUAAACCAGAAUCGGUGGCAUCUCAGAGAAAGGCUCAACUAUCAUACGACAACCCUGCACAUUCAUUACAGGAUGAGUCGCCUCCACAGCCACGAGUAUUCAAGCUAAAGGGGCUAGAGAGGUGCAAUAGCACACCACUGUAG
Messenger RNA from Neoarius graeffei (lesser salmon catfish), 2019 nucleotides. Its product is annotated as sodium-dependent phosphate transport protein 2A-like. Lineage: Eukaryota; Metazoa; Chordata; Actinopteri; Siluriformes; Ariidae. Gene Ontology annotation, molecular function: sodium:phosphate symporter activity. Gene Ontology annotation, cellular component: brush border; apical plasma membrane; vesicle. The transcript is spliced from 12 exons. Gene Ontology annotation, biological process: sodium-dependent phosphate transport; intracellular phosphate ion homeostasis. The record is from RefSeq and is a predicted model, not a curated record. Bases 1 to 2019 code for a protein of 672 amino acids.